CUCAAAAAAAGUCCCAGGGCAAAAGACCAGCAAAAGGUGCAAGACUCUUUUACGCAUCUCGACUGGCGCCUGUCUCUCUGCUUUGCACCCAAUUGCAUCGCGUUUCCACGUGUGGAACGACAUAAUACUUAUUUUCUUCCGAAUUUGAGGCGAUUAGCCAGGCUUCAUCCAGCUUUUUUCCCCUUCUCCAUAUCCCGUUUCUGCCGGUUGCGACAGCAGGAACAUAGCCAAACCUCGUGGCUCGAGCAACAACACCUCCCAGCUGACUGCUGCGCGAAGCACCUUAACAACAGCAAGAAAUAGAGGAGGGGCAACAAGAAGACGAAAAAGAAAAGAGGCACUAGGGGAAAACUCUUAUCAACAAACGCGACCCCUCCAGCGAAUGCGAAGGACCACCCUGACUUACACGUCCUCCCUCCACAAGCCGGUCACGUCGCAACAGUCAUGGCUUUCAGCUUCGCGAACCAAGGAAAUGCCACGGCCGGAGGAGGAGGAGGACUGACUCAAGGCCCCGAGCUGGAGGUGAUCCAGACCGAGGCGCUUGGUUUCAAGUCGAUUGCAGGCGACGCGAAGCUCCGACUCACAUCCGCCUGGUCCCCGCCGCCCGCCGAUACCGCCUCGCUCAUUAGCAUCGCCUCCCGCCGAGGCCUCGUCGCCGCCGCCGGACCCGACGGUAUCACCAUCACCUCGACCGACUCCGUGCGCAAGGGCUUCGAGGGCGAAAAGGAAGGCGAUUCCGAUGUUCGCGCGUUCCAGCCGCAGGGCAAGCUGCCCAUGCCUAUGAGGGUGUCGCAGCUCGCCUUCAGCGCCGAUGAGAACUACCUGAUCCUCUCCGCCGAGAGCGGAGGCGGUCUCGCGGUAUACGAGGUCGAAAGCCUGCUCCAGGGUGCUACGAAAGCUGCGUUCGAGCUAGCGACGAACGGCGAAACGCUGAGGGCGCUCUUUCCGAACCCCACGAUCGAGAAGGCGGAACUGUGCGCCAUUGUGACGAAUAACGGCAACCUACACAUGGCGAACCUGAAGGAGAGGUCAGUCAGCAACGCGCUGAAGGCACAGGUCAGCUGUAUAAGCUGGAGCACGAAGGGAAAGCAGCUGGUGGCGGGCCUGGCGGACGGAACCAUUUUCCAAAUGACCCCUGAGGGUGAAGCCAAGGGCGAGAUUCCGCGGCCACCAAACGUGUCGGAUGCUCACGUAUCUUCUCUAACUUGGCUGGAAAAUCACCUGUUCCUCGCCAUCCACACAUCAACUUCAGAGUCCCCUCCAAUUUCAGUAUACCAUCUCAUUACAAGAAAGCUGCCAUCAGAUUUUACUUUCCAAAAGUUGAACGACCCCGUCGACCCAUUUGGCGCCGAAAAGCCGCCUCACCACUCAAUACUGAGGCUCAAGGAAUUCCCUCCCAACCUUUCAGAUCUCCUCAUCGUGGCAUCAACCGUCUCCCCAGACAUCGGCCUCCUCAGCAGGGCGAAGUCACCUCUGACUUCUGAUCAUCCAGUCGACACCACCGGGGUCUUUACCACAACAGAACUAGCCGAUGACUCAAAACGUGCUUCUCUGCCCAUGACUGACAGCUUUGAGAACACCAUCCCCAUUGGUGUCGCUCUUGAUCUCUCAGCCAAGGACAAGGUGUACAAGCCCUUGCCCGCCGAUGAAGAGAUUGAGGAUUCUCCGGGCCCAGUGCCGGGUUUGUGGGUGCUGAACAAUGAAGGUGUCCUCAGUUCAUGGUGGAUUAUCUACGAGGACUCCAUCAGGCAGGGCACGACAUACCCUGGCAUGGCCGCGCUUGAUACUUCCGCGCCCCCUGCCGGCACAUCCACCUCGACACCAGCAGCAGCACCGGCCCCGGCCCCGGCUUCGAACACAUCAGCAUUUGGCGCUCCUUCGAGCACCCCGGCCUUCGGUUCGGCAUCCGCCUUGGGCUCAGGCCAAAAGGCCUCACCAUUCGGUUCUAGUGGAUCCAAGAUCCCUACAUUUGGUGGCUCGUCAGCCCUGGGGUCUAAGGCUUCACCAUGGGGCGCUGCGACGACGUCUUCCACCGCUCCCGCAACCUCUGGUUCUACGUUUGGCAGCGGCAGCCCCUUUGGUGGCAGCUCAGCUACAUCUGGCUCUCCUUUUGCUCAGGCCUCCGCAACGAAAUCAGCGUUCGGCACUGGCGGCUCUUUCGGAAGCCCUUCCGCCACAACUCCAGCUGCAAACAAGUCGGCAUUUGGCAGUGGCCCGGCGUUUGGCCAGCCUUCAUCAGUCGGUUUUGGUCAGUCGUCGUCGCUUGGACAGAAGUCUUCUCCAUGGGCGUCAGGCGGAGCAUCUGGUGCGAACACGUCUGCGUCACCGGCGUUCGGUCAGCCUAGCAGCUUCGGAACAUCCGAGAAUAAGAGUGUGUUUGGCGGUGGAUCAGCAGCCAAACCUGCACCUGCGUCUGGGGGAUUCUCUAGCUUUGCUAGCUCUGGUGGCUUUGGUUCUCUUGCGAAUAAGGGCAACGAGGGCAGUAGUGUUUUCUCCAGCAAGCCUUCGUCAAGUCCAUUCGGCUCUGGGGGUCAACUGGGCGCGGCUUCUAAGGAUACCGCAUUCCCUCCCCCGAGCUCGACUGGCCCGGCGACUAGCAAUCCCUUCAGCCAGCCUUUCAAGUUGGGAACCACCUUCGAGGCAGAUCCCUCUGCCAAGGACGAUGAUGAGAAGCCUUCUACCCCUGGCGGAUCGUCUCUGUUUGGCAGCAACUUCGGUUCUGCACUUGGAAGCGCCGUGACGAAGACUCCUCCUAAGGAAACGACCACGGAAUCAAACGAAGAGACACCAAAGCCCAAAUCGGUCUUCAGCCUGGGCCAAUCCACAACGCCUAAAGAAACUCCAGCACCUUCCAAGUUUGGCUUCCCGCCGACUUCAACAUCAGCCCCCAAGAGUGGCUUGUUUGGAUUCCCUUCUCAACCAGCCACUGGAGGUUUGUUUGGUUCUGCAAAGCCAGUAGAGAAGACACCAGAGGUCAAGGCCGAGUCCAGCACUCCUCUGCCCCCUGAUACGACAAGCAAAAACUCAUACCCUCUUGGCGAUUCCUCGUCUUCCUCGGGCACCGGAAAUGUUCCUUCAGACGGUGGAAGUAAGGCUUCGCCUCAAGUGGACAAUGCGCCUCUGCCUCCUGAUUUCCUUACUACGCCAAAGGCAACGUCAACGAAGGCAGCCAAUGCUGCUCCGCUACCGCCGGAUUUCCUCAAGCCUUCAAAGCCAGAGGGAAGCACUACCCCAGCCGACGAAGCUCCUCUCCCACCCGACUUCCUCACGCCCAAGCCUGGCAAGACCGCAGUGUCUGCCACGCCUUCGGCGGCGCUUCCUUUGCCAGCAGACGACCAGUCCUCGCCCGAGGAGCUUGAACGGCCCAAAUCGACUGCACCUGCUGCGGCUCCGGACUUCCUCAAGAUGCCCAAGCAAUCCUUGUCGUCGGCAACGUGGUCGUCUACCCCUCAGAACACCACACCUGCGGUAAACGAUGCUCCGUUGCCGCCAGACUUCCUCACUAAGCCCAAGGAGCCUGCCUUCCCCUCCAUUCCGACUGUGCCUGAUAGUGAGCAUGACACCGAUCUUGAGGAUGAGGACGACGAUGAUGAGUCUGAGGGCAGCGGCGUCAUUGUCUCCAAGGACCAAAGCCCAUCAAUGACGGCGAUGACCCCUACGGCGGGCAUGACCCCGCAAAGCUCGUUCGGUGGUGUUAGUAGCAGCACCUACUCGGUCCCACGGACAGAGGAAGAGAGACCGCGGGCAUCGUUGUUUGGCGACCUGAGCCGCAAUGCUCCCAUGUUUCCCCGACCGUCCCAAACCAGCCCUCGCUCUCCCAGCCCAGUCCGUGGCGCUGUGCCAGGCCGUAUCAUGCGCCAGGAGUCUGCUCGUUCGGUUAGUGCCCCGGGCAUGGCAUCUCAGAUUCUUGCGGCCCAGAAACAGCAGCCUUCGCAAAUGGGGUCAUCCAUUGUUGGGAAUAAAUCCAACGAUGAUCACUUCAUUGCUCAGCAAAGACUUGCGCGCCAAAGGCGGCAGGCUGAGGAGACCAGGGCACUGGAGGAUGAGGAGGAUGAUGAGAUUCAGAAGAUUCUUGCCUCCAAGAUCGAACCCACAUUAAAGCUGGAUGACUUCAUCGCCCACUCAAACGUUGUACCAUCAGCCAAGGAGACCAUCCCGGCCCAGGUGGAGGCAGUGUAUCGCGACAUCAACUCGAUGAUCGACACCCUUGGUCUGAAUGCUCGCUCUCUUGCCAGCUUUCUCAUGGGGCACGACAUCGGAUUCAAGGCCGGAGGCCGACGCAAGCAAGACCUCGAGAACCCAGAUAGCUGGGUUCUCUGCGAGAUUGAUGAGCUCGGAGAAGUCGUUGACAGAUCUUUGGCUCAGGAUCUCGAGGAUGGCCGUGUUCACGAUGUUGAAGAGAAGCUUGAGGCGUGCAAUGAGCUCGCCCGCGAAAUGUCUCGUCUCCGAUCCAAGCAAGAUGAUCUUAAGAAGAUCAUUAUGGUGAAGACGGACCCCGACCAAGCCGACAUCAGCCGCUCUCUGCCUCUGAGUACCGAGCAGGCAAGUCAGCAGAACGAGCUGCGUCGUGAAUACACAAACUUCACCAAGCUUCUCGCCGAAGCCGAGGAGGCCUUGACGAUCCUGAAGACUAGAAUCGCCGCCGCGAACAGCGCAUCUGGAAAGGGCAACUCCAACAUGCCUACCGUCGAGGCCGUCAUGCGGACCAUUGGCAAGAUGACCAGCAUGGUGGAGAAGCGAUCCGGCGAUAUCGACGUCCUCGAGAACCAGAUGCGCAAGCUCCGCUUCUCGUCGGUCAACAGUCGCGAGGGCUCCCCGCUGGUUACGCCCCAGCGGAACAGCCGAUCCAUCCUCUUCUCGCCCGAGCGAUCUGCCGUGAUGGCGUCGCCCGGCACCCUGCGCAACUCGAUGGUGUCGUCCGUGGCCUCGUACGGCGGCCGCGGCGGCACCGGCACGCCCCCGCGCAAGAAGCUGAGCGGGUUCAGCGGGGAGGAGAAGUCGGAGCUGAUGGCGAAGCGGGCCAAGCGACAGGCUGUGCUGAACAAGCUCAAGGCUAAUGUCGAGAGGGCGGGCGUGAGCGCGUGGGCGAUGGAGGAUAUUGAAUGA
This is a messenger RNA of Colletotrichum acutatum, 5106 nucleotides long. RefSeq lists its product as uncharacterized. Lineage: Eukaryota; Fungi; Ascomycota; Sordariomycetes; Glomerellales; Glomerellaceae. Gene Ontology annotation, biological process: RNA export from nucleus; protein import into nucleus. The record is from RefSeq and is a predicted model, not a curated record. Bases 445 to 5106 code for a protein of 1553 amino acids. The transcript has 4 exons. Gene Ontology annotation, cellular component: nuclear pore. Gene Ontology annotation, molecular function: protein binding; structural constituent of nuclear pore.